Messenger RNA from Neoarius graeffei (lesser salmon catfish), 1294 nucleotides. RefSeq names its product EF-hand domain family, member D1 (gene efhd1). Lineage: Eukaryota; Metazoa; Chordata; Actinopteri; Siluriformes; Ariidae. Gene Ontology annotation, molecular function: calcium ion binding. The record is from RefSeq and is a predicted model, not a curated record.
AUGCCGCGUGCAGCCCCGCCCCUCCUCGCCUUCUCCAGGCACCGGAGCCUGGCCUCGUUACCGACAGCUGAUCGCAGAGACAGCACCGCCGCAGAUCACCGGACCCCGAUGGCGUCAGAGGAGCUCGCGCGGAAACUGCAGCGCAGGCUGGAUGCCACGGAGCGGCCCGGGAGCCCCGCGGAGAGCCCCGCCACGAGCCUCACCGAGCCGCGGCGCGAGACCGAGGACGCGGCCGCCGCCACUAACGGAGAGUCGUGCUCGUCCGAGCUCGCGCAGAAGCUCAGCCGCAGGCUGGAGAUGGACGGAGGCGGCGCGAGGCCCAGACACGUGAUGAAGGUGUUUAACCCCUACACCGAGUUCAAAGAGUUCACGCGCAGACAGAUCAAACAGAUGGAGGAGAUGUUCAAGAGAUUCGACUCGGGGAAGGACGGCUACAUCGAUCUGAUGGAGCUGAAAAUGAUGAUGGAAAAGCUGGGCGCUCCUCAGACUCACAUUGGCCUGAAGAAUAUGAUCCGUGAGGUGGAUGAAGACUAUGAUGGCAAGCUCAGCUACCGAGAGUUCCUUCUGAUCUUUAGGAGAGCUGCGGCAGGGGAGCUGCAGGAUGAUGACCCUUUGAUGGCACUGGCUCGUCUCUCAGAGAUCAAUGUGUCCAACGAAGGCGUGAAGGGAGCAUGCGAAUUUUUUGAGGCGAAGGCUCAGGUGCUCUCAGUACGCAGCAAGUUUGAAGCAGAACUCCGGGAGGAGAAAGAAGAGAAGCAGAGGAUGGAGGAGGAGAGGAAACAACGACGGGCCGCCUUCAAAGAGCUGCAAUCUGCAUUCUGUUCAUGAACACACACACACACACUCACACACAGUGUACCUCCUACUGAUGAAUACAGAAGCACAGCUGUAAAGCCUCACAGUAACUGUAGCUAAAGUAGCUCUCUCUCUCACACACACACACACACACACACACACACACACACACACACACACACACACACAGCUUUAACCGUGUGAGCUUCCUAUUUUAUUCUGACUAGCUCUAUUUUUGAAAUGUUUAAUAUAAGAGAGUAAUUUUAGUAAAUAACAAUAUUAAUGAAUAAUAAAUAUAUAUAGACAGGUGUAAUGUAUGAAUAUUUAAAGUGGGCCGCGUGAUGAGUGACUUCAUGACAUCAGGUUUAGAAAUGAAGGGAAAUAUGUGGACACUAUGAUUUUUUUAAGUUGUUUGUAGUUUUAUCCUUUGUUUUAAACUCAUGACCAUCUUUCUUAUUGUAAUUUAAUUUUUUAAGUCUUAAUUUUAAUAUUUUUUUUU